Solanum stenotomum is the source of this 715-nucleotide messenger RNA. RefSeq lists its product as uncharacterized. The record is from RefSeq and is a predicted model, not a curated record. Lineage: Eukaryota; Viridiplantae; Streptophyta; Magnoliopsida; Solanales; Solanaceae. Gene Ontology annotation, molecular function: carbon-sulfur lyase activity. Bases 65 to 490 code for a protein of 141 amino acids. The transcript has a single exon.
AAGAUGAAACACUAAUAUAUGAUGUGUGAUGCAGAAUCAGUCUGGAGAUAGACGAUUCUGAAGAAUGGAUUCCGAGCUGGUACUACAUACCGGUGGAUGUCACUGUAAAAGAGUAAGAUGGCGAGUCUAUGCACCAUCUAGCAUUGUUGCGUGGGAUUGUAACUGCUCUGACUGCUCCAUGAGAAGAAACACACACUUCAUAGUUCCCUCAGAGAGAUUUGAACUUCUCAGAGACUCCAAGGAGUUCAUUACAACCUAUACAUUUGGUACUCACACAGCUAAGCACACCUUCUGCAAAGUUUGUGGCAUAACUUCAUUUUACAUUCCACGAUCGAAUCCAGAUGGAAUAGCUGUUACAUUAAGGUGUGUUGACCCUGGCACGCUAACUCAUGUUGAGAUCAAAUGUUUCGAUGGACAAAAUUGGGAAGGCUCGUACGAGCAAACUGGCAUUGCUUCGUGCUCAAAGGCAACAGAUGAAGACUCAAAAUGAUAUCAGCUUCUGGUGAGCAUAAUGUAUCACUUGAUAAAGCUUGCUGCUGAAGGACCUUUAGUGAAUUGAUGAGAUCAUGUAAAAAAUUGGAAAAUCCUUCAUGGUUGUUGAUCAAGUUUUCUUGAUUCAUUUUCUCUAUCUAUUUUUCACAAAUUUGUAUUGUUAUAAUUUGAUACCUAUAUGCUCCAAUAUUUUCUUAUGCAUUAAUGUAUUUUCCCUUACAUA